UAAUAAAACCGCAUGAAUCCUCCGUCUCAAAACACUGACACAUACACACUAUCUUGCAAACAUCUGCAACUGAGGACUCUACAAACAUGUCUUUCUUUAAAGGAGUUUUGGGUAAUAAAGCGGCAGAGUCAUUUGUCGACCAGGCUGUGGACAAAGCAGCUUCUGCAGCUAAAAGAAAAGUGAAGGAAACACUUACUGGAAAGAAACAGGAAACUGAUAAGACCGGUGGCAUGGGAGGUCUUUUCCCAAGUAGUGAGGAGAAGGAAAAGAAACCAAAGGAAAAGUCAGGAGGAUUUUUUGGGGGCCUCCUUAAAGCAGAAGGACCAGGGGAGAGCAGCGGCGGAGGAGACUUUGGUGCUGGAGCAGACAACAGUGGUGAAGACGGCAGUUUCAACGAUGCACUGGAUGACCUUGCUAAUGAGCUGAACUGAUGUUCAGACAGCUAGGAAAAAUCUCUCUGGCUGAGUUCUUCAGCUGGAGACCUCUCUUACAUCAGCACCAAGUGUCAUGGACUAAAACAAUACCAGAAGAUAUUCAUUUGUUACCAAUGUAAAUAGUUUUAAACAGAUGUCUCUUUAAUAUAUCUUAUGUACAACCACUAAAAAAUUACUAGAAAUUACAUUUGUGUUAGAGAUUGUUUAAAUAAGUUUAUUUGCUUUUGUUUUCAAAACUGUGCGAUUGAAUACAUGUUGAGCGAAUAAAGCUAAAUAA
Carassius carassius (crucian carp) is the source of this 711-nucleotide messenger RNA. RefSeq lists its product as uncharacterized. Lineage: Eukaryota; Metazoa; Chordata; Actinopteri; Cypriniformes; Cyprinidae. The coding region runs from base 87 to 431 and encodes 114 amino acids. The transcript has 3 exons. The record is from RefSeq and is a predicted model, not a curated record.